Molecule: messenger RNA, 1557 nt
Organism: Culicoides brevitarsis
Lineage: Eukaryota; Metazoa; Arthropoda; Insecta; Diptera; Ceratopogonidae
Product: membrane-bound alkaline phosphatase-like
Exons: 1
Coding region: 1-1557 (518 amino acids)
Biological process (GO): dephosphorylation
Molecular function (GO): alkaline phosphatase activity
Source: RefSeq, a predicted model, not a curated record
AUGGCUGAACUAAAAGGAAAAAUCCUCCUCCUUUUCCUAUUUUUAAGCUUUUUAGCUUUUGCAUCGUCAAGAAUCAUCGACAACCAUCCCGAAUUCCUUGACAAAAUCGAAAAUAUUUUACACAAAUCCGAAUCGGACUCAAAAUAUUGGGAAAAAAUCGGCAAAAAAGUCGUCAAAGAAAAUGUCAAAAAAUUCAAAAACCAAAAAGUCGCAAAAAAUUUAAUUUUAUUCAUCGGCGAUGGUCUCGGAAUUUCAACAACUUCCGCCGCACGUUCGUAUCUCGGCGACGUGAAUAAAAAUCUCGCUUACGAAACUUUGCCGUCAGUUGGAAUGGCGAAAACUUAUUGCAUCGAUGGACAAGUUGCUGACUCGGCGUGCACUGCGACAGCCUAUUUAUGCGGCGUAAAAGGAAAUCUUUACACAAUUGGCGUCAAUGGAAAAGUUCCCGAUGGAGUUUGUACGUUUUCGAAGAAAAAUCGAACGCCUUCCAUCGCGAAAUGGGCUUUGGAUGCGGGAAAAGCAGCUGGAUUGGUGACAACAACGCGAGUAACUCACGCUUCGCCUGCUGGAGUUUUUGGUCACACGUCGGAUAGAAACUUUGAACAUGACGCUGCGGUGCUCGAUAGCGGAUGCGAUCCAAAAAUCACGGAAGAUUUGGCAGAACAAAUAAUUAGAAACGACGUCGGAUCAAAAUUAAAAGUCAUUUUGGGAGGCGGAAGAGAGAAUUUUAGACCAAAAACCGCGAUUGACGAAGAAGGAAAGCCUGGAAAGCGUCUCGAUGGCGUCGAUUUGAUCGAAGAAUGGAAAAAAUCCAAGAAAGGCAAGGGAAAAUUCGUCUGGAAUCGUGAAGAAUUGCUUAAAAUUAAUCCUAAAAAUACUUCUCAUGUCUUGGGAUUGUUCGAAGCGAAUCAUUUGUUGUACAAUCUCGAAGUUCAAGAGCAAGGCAGAGAACAUUUGGAACCAACUUUGGCAGAAUUGGUCGAAAAAGCCAUCGAAGUCUUAAGUUCUGAGAAAAAAGGUUACUUUUUGUUCGUCGAAGGAGGCAGAAUCGAUCAUGCCCAUCACGAUACUUUGGCAAAACGUUCCCUGGAUGAAACAGUUGAAUUUUCCAAAGCAAUCCAAGCAGCAAUGGACAAAGUUAACAUGAAAGAAACUUUAAUUGUCGUCUCGGCGGAUCAUUCUCAUGCCUUUAGUUACUCCGGAUAUCCCGAAAGAGACGCAGAUAUUCUUGGAACAACUUCUGAAUUAGCUGAGGAUGGACUUAGUUCGAUGUUUUUGGGUUAUGCCAACGGAAAAGGAUAUUACACGCAUGUUAAGGAAGAAGGAGGUCGAGUUGAUCCAAAGCCUCUUCCGAGACCAAGUACUUUUAGAUAUCCGGCAACUGUUCCUCUUCCAUCGGAAACGCAUGGCGGAGAAGAUGUCGGGGUUUAUGCAGGAGGACCUUGGGCUGAAUUGUUCACGGGAAUUAUUGAGCAACAUGCGAUUCCGCAUUUGAUGGCUUAUGCUGCCUGUAUUGGCGAUGGAAAGAAAGCUUGUGAUAAGAUGGAAAAUUUAUAA